Molecule: messenger RNA, 1685 nt
Organism: Drosophila serrata
Lineage: Eukaryota; Metazoa; Arthropoda; Insecta; Diptera; Drosophilidae
Source: RefSeq, a predicted model, not a curated record
UGUCAAACGCUUGAACUAAACACUCUGUUCGGCAUAGUAACUGAAAGUUUAUCAGAUAGAGCUAUACCGAAAUUUUCAAAAAAAUUAAGCAGAUCGUAAAGUCAUGCAACCACAUCGAAAUAUUAUAAAAAUGGAAGAUGGUCCUCCUCCUGGGCGUCGUAGUGACCGGUUGAGGCAGCGAAUUCGGGCAGCCAACCGGGCCGCCAGGGAAGCUGUGGUCGAGAUGAGUAUUUCUAGAUCCUCCCCUGCUAUUAUGGGGUCACAAGAACGUCCGCGAAUUGAGACCGCUAACCAGGAUGCUAGUGAACCAGCUUUGGAAGUGGGUAUUUCUAGAUCCUCUCCUGCUAUUAUGGGGCCACGAGGACACCGACGAAUUCGGGCCGCCAACCGGGCCGCUAGAGAAGCUGUGAGGGAGCUGAGUAUUUCUAGAUCCUCUCUUGUUAUUAUGGGGUCACAAGGACGUCCGCAAAUUGAGUUCGCUAACCAGGAAGCUAGUGAACCAGCUAUGGAUAUGGGUAUUUCUAUAUCCUCUCCUAUUAUUAUGGGGUCACAAGGACGUCCGCGAAUUGAGAUCGCUAACCAGGAAGCUAGUGAACCAGCUAUGGAUUUGGGUAUUUCUAUAUCCUCUCCUGCCAUUAUGGGGUCACAAGGACGUCCGCGAAUUGAGACCGAUAACCAGGAAGCUAGUGAACCAGCUAUGGAUUUGGGUAUUUCUAGAUCCUCUCCUGCUAUUAUGGGGCCACGAGGACACCGACGAAUUCGGGCCGCCAACCGGGCCGCUAGAGAAGCUGCAUUAGGAUUGCAUAUUGCUAGAUCCUCCCCUGCUGUUAUGGGGUCACAAGGACGUCCGCGAAACCCGCCUAGCCGGGCAGUGAUCAGGGCCCGAGUUGCAUCGCUUCCAGUCUCCGAGGACUUGGAGGAAGCAGAAGCAGGCGCCUCAAGAUCAUUAAUAAACUGGGAAGCAGCAACAGCGGCCGCUCCAGAAGCUGUACCAAAUGUGCCAUCACCAGAAAAUGCACCUGCAUCGCCUUCAGCUGCCGAAGCCUCAGCCGCCCGUAGAGCUCGAAGAAAUCCAUUCGUGUCAUUCAAUUUGGAAUCCCGCAGAGAGCGUCUCAGGAACCGGGCCAGGACAAGUAGAGAGCGUGGAGAUGAAUAUCGGAUUCAGCGUGAACUUUGCAAGUUUGAUCAAGAUCCGCCCGAAGGCUGUCGCAUCGAUAUUGAUGAGGAUGAUAUGUUCCACUGCUACGCAACAAUCGAUGGUCCACCCAAUACGCCCUAUGAGGGCGGGAUAUUUGAUCUUGAAAUCAUCUUUGGCGAGCAAUAUCCGUUUAAACCGCCCGAGGUAUUUUUCCACACACCCGUAUUUCACUGCAACAUUACGCUGAGUGGUGAGAUAUGUAUGGAUAUUUUGGAAUCUGAGUGGUCGCCAGCCAUAACAGUGGCAUCAUUGUUGAUAGGAAUCCGAUCGAUUAUGACAGAUCCCAAUGCAGACGAUCCCCUGGUGCUCGAUCAUGCCACCAUGUACAUUGAGAAUCGCAGGGAGUACGAGGCCCAAGCACGCCGCUGGACUCGCAGGUUUGCCAAUUCAGAUUAGAGGCGGUACCAUCUGGCUUUCCUAAAUGUCCUUAGACAUUCUUUAAUUAUCCGUUGACAUCGCAUUUUAUACAUUUUGGCACUACAAAAAC